This is a messenger RNA of Racocetra persica, 710 nucleotides long. NCBI's taxonomy places the organism in Eukaryota, Fungi, Glomeromycota, Glomeromycetes, Diversisporales, Gigasporaceae. The record is from the annotation of a GenBank genome assembly.
ACUUGUGGAGGCAGAACUGGAGUAAAGUUUCAUUAUUGGAAGAUCAAAAUGAUAGGAGGAUAUUUGACUCAAUGCAGAUGAUAACACGUAAUUUUUUUUACAAUUUGCCAUAUGGUAAAAAGAAGAAUUUAUCAAGUGAAGAUACUUACGUCCACAGAACCUGUCAUGUAAUUUUGGAAAAAAUUUUCCGUAUCGAAAAUAUGCAACUUAUAUGGGCAAAUGGGGAGAGUAGUUCGUCUAAAAAUCAAUGCUCAGAAGACGGUAAUGCCCAUGAGUUAAAGCCAGACUUUCGUUUAAUUAGUGAAGAUGAAAAUCAGUCUGAAAUUUUAUUCGGUGAAAUUAAACCACCAAAAGUGGAAAACCAUAAAUUCAUUGUAAAUCAGGCACUUGCCAAAUUGGCCAAUCUUAUGAAAGGUGCAUUAGACCAAGGAAUCCAUGACGAAACAUACGGUGUACUCAUUAAUGGAAACAGAAUCGAGUUUUGGAGAAUUACUUUAAAUUACGAUGGUUUAUAUCAGUUCAUGUCUCUAGUUGAAAUGACCUUUCCAACUGAAAUGGCAGAGUUCCUUGUGAUUCUUUCCGUCAUGGAAAGAUGUUAUGAAUUAAAAGAACUUAUUGUUGAGACGGAGAAACGUAGCAUGAGAAAUGGUAGUUCCCAACUGAAUGUAAACUAUCAGCGUAAUUCGAACUUGAGUCCUAUGAAGACAAAG